AUGUACUGUUUGUUUUGCUGUCCUACAGGAGUAUUUACAGCAGCAUUUGAUUGUCAAAUUGAGUGGUUAAUUGUGAAAGGAAUAGCUGACUAUGCAGAUGGUUCUAAGUUAGCUUCAGAGAGUUGGUCUUCCUGUGCCAGUGUGAUGGCAGCAUCUCUUGUUGCACACAUGUUGAAUGAACCCUGUGUUUUCCGUUCAUGGCCUCAUUAUCAAGGUAAUCAUGCUAUCAUAGAGUGCUGCCACAUCUUGGCAUCUGAUUUAUUGAAUCCACUGUUGCGUUCGUUCCAUAGUACAGUCACAGAUAAGCUACAUGGUACAUGCUCUGGGAUGCAGGCCAUCCCAAAUUCAGCUGUCCAACACUCACCACUUGUUCAAGUUGUUUAAGUUGAGAUUCAAGUAGGAUAGUGGAUGUGAUACAUUUCUGUAAAAUAACACGAAGCAUUAGUGUAUUAAUUAGGAAGGCAUGGAGUAGACUACGAGGACGAAGUAUGUAUGUAGUGCAUAAGUCGGAUUAAAAGCGUGUUGAGUUGUUGGCUUGUCCGAUAUUCUAAGACGAGACCACUUCAAUUAGAAGUGUGCAUCUCAUUAUUUAGGAACCAGUACAAUUUGAGAUAAUUUGCAAUAUUUAGAAGCUAUCAUGAUAUGUAGUCCGUAUUAUACCGUAAAUCCUCUAUUAAGCCCCCCUCUUCUAAAAUAACCCCCCUCCCGCGUAUAAUCCCCCCUCCCCUCCCCUAAUUAUUCUUUACUAAUAAUUGAUAGACUGUAUUAAUCAAUCACGACUGUGAAACUUCGUGUGGACUGAUCCAGGAUGGUUUCAUACCAACUGGAAGUUUGGAUUUGAUUCUGAUCCUCCGUGCAUGACCUUAAACCUUCUUGUACUUGAGCUUUUCCUCUUUGUUUUGUAGUUCUCUAUGGAGAGCUGAUACUAUCGUCUUUUCUAAAUUAAUUGAGCCCCCACCCCACCCCAUCUCAAAUAAGGAGGAUUUACGGUAAUGAUAUUUUGACAUUUGACAUGCAUAUUUUAGACAGUGGUGAAAAUAUUAUCAUUAUUAUCGUUUUAUACGUCAUCAGUGAAUCAAUAAAAUAUCAAUUUUGUUAUCAAACUAAUGAGUGUUUUUUCUUCAGGACCGCAACCACAAGAGUUAAUCACCCACUAUGAUGAAACCUUAGUCGCUCCUUUCAUCGAACGUAUGAAGAAACAUGUCCGAGAUGUCACUGACAAACCUUACAGAGACCUCAAAUCACCUUUUCAUAAUCCAGGCGAAGGACCUAGAAGAGAUCUAAAACUUGACGAAGUCUUCACCAAUUUGAUUGUUUAUGAAGGGAGAGCGAAGUAUGACUUUUCAGGAGACAGAGUGAAACAGCUAAACGAGUACCACAAAGCCAAUGAAAGUUUACGACCAACACCGCCAGGAGAUAUUUUUGAUGCUAAAGAGCGGAAGAUUCUUGUUGUCGGUCGUCCUGGAAUUGGAAAAACCAUGUUUAGCACAAAGAUUCUUCGCAACUGGGCGUCCGAUAACCUUUUCAACGAAACACAAAAAUCGCAAGUCGAUUUUAAAGUUGCCUUUCUCAUUAAGCUGAGAAUGUUUAACUCUAGAAACCAAGAACUAAAUCUUCGCGAGAUUCUGGAUCACUCAGAGUAUUCAACCGCUCUUUCCGAAGAGCUCUGGAACUACAUCCGCCACAACCCAGAGCGAGUACUGUUGAUUUUUGAUGGAUUUGACGAAUAUUCUGGUAGGACUAAAGUGAAUGAAGAUGACAUUCCGUACAGAUACAGUGAAGAGGAAACGAUGCCUGUUUAUUUCCUUAUGAAGAAAAUAGUAGAGGGAAAAAUUCUUACCGGUGCGACAGUCCUAACGACUACAAGACCCAAUGCCGUGUCAUGUAUCACAAGUCUUCACUUCGACAAAACAGUUGAAAUUCUGGGAUUCUCAACUGAGCAAGUAAAUAAUUAUGUACAGAAGUUUACAAAGGAGGAGGACAAAGCGGAAACCAUAAGGCAACACAUCACCAGUAACUUAAACCUUGUAGCCUUCUGCUACGUUCCUGUUAAUUGCUUCAUCAUUUGUUGCUGCUUGUUAGAGUUGCUUGGUAACACUAGCUUUACCAGCCUCCCGACGAGACUGGCAGAAAUAUACUCAAUUGCCGUAAGGAUGUUUUACUUUAGCUACGAUGAUGAUCAAUAUCGCCACAAUAAAACUGAAAGUCAAGAGUUUUUUCUUAAGCCGUUUAAGGAACUGCCUUCCUCUGUGCAAAAUGUGUUCACACGUCUGGGAAAAAUAGCUUUUAAUGGAAUUCAAGAGGGAAGACUGAUUUUUGAAUCACACGAAGUUAACGACCUAGAGAGUAAUGGCCUGUUUCACCGUUUACCUGAUAUUAAAGACCAUCCUUUCGCAGAGAGAAGAGCGCAAUAUUGCUUUUUACACCUGACCAUACAGGAGUUCUUGGCGGCGAAGUAUUUGGUAGACACGUUGAGUUCCGAACAGCUGCGAGGCUUUGUUUCCGCUCACAUCCAGGAUGGCGCGUGGAAGGUUGUGAUGCAGUUUGUGGCUGGACUGCUGGCUGAAAAAGAAGGACAGUCAACAGAUAUUUUCAGCGACCUUCUUCCCUCAAAAACUUUUACUACUGGACUUAAAAUCAAGUUGAUCGAAGACUCAGAGGAACGAACUGAAACACUGAUCCGUUGGCCAGCUGAUGAAGACUAUGAUUUAGUGGGGACGCUAUUCAAUUGCAUGUAUGAGAACAAUGCCUCUGAUCGAGAAGUUCAAAAGAAACUGGCGAAAACUGGUUGUAAUGCGUUUGAUUUUAGUCGGUGUUCCCUGUCACCUCUCGACUAUUUAGCAUUAGUGCAUGCACUUAAAUCUGUUGAAGGAAUUUUGUAUUUUGAUUUAAACGACAACAACCUUCAGUCGCUAGGAUGUAUUGAGAUUGCAAAGUUAUUACCUGGCAACCAACACAAUCAGGGUUUUUGUGAACUAAGAAGAUUAAACCUCGGGGGUAACAACAUAACUGAUGAAGGAAUUAAACAUUUAUCCACGGCGCUCACACACACUAACUGCAAACUAAGCAGCUUAUACCUCGCGGCUAACCAGAUAACUGAUGAAGGAGUUAAACAUUUAUCUGCAGCACUCACACACACUAACUGCAAACUAAAAAGCUUAGACCUCAGUCGUAACAACAUGACUGAUGAAGGUGUUAAACAUUUAUGUACAGCACUCACACACACUAACUGCAAACUAAACAGCUUAAACCUCGGGUAUAACAAGAUAACUGAUGAAGCUGUUAAACACUUAUCUACAGCACUCACACACACUAACUGCAAGCUAAACAGCUUUGAUCUCGUUAAUAACCAAAUAACCGAGAAAGGUAGAAAUAUCCUAAACUCAAUGAACAAAAACUGUGAAGUGGAAGUCUAA
Molecule: messenger RNA, 3416 nt
Organism: Porites lobata
Lineage: Eukaryota; Metazoa; Cnidaria; Anthozoa; Scleractinia; Poritidae
Source: the annotation of a GenBank genome assembly